AUGGCAAUCGGAAGUGUAUUCUACAGAGGUGUUGUUUACUUGGAAUUCAAUGAUGAGGUGAAGCGUGCCAUAUUGCCGUCAACGAUAGCAAGUAUUGAUACUGUUCGAGCUUUGUUCUUGAGAUCAUUCUCACAGCUCACUUCACAAUAUCUCAGUCUACCGCACGUCAAGGUCUACAUCCAAGAACCGUCAAAAGGACAGUUGUUCUAUGAACUUGACGACUUGAGUGAUAUCAAAGAUCGUGCCGUUCUGAAACUUCGUGAACAAGGAAGUGGCUUUCAGUCACCUCAACCACCGGUCAGAUUCGGUGAGCCACAACAGCAACAGCAUUCCGGCCCACCCUCAUCACUGGACUAUUUGAGUGAAUCUGAUGCUGAGAUACUAGACUAUCGGAGCAGAACCCCACAAUCCUAUCGAAUGAGUAGUCUACGUCCGUCGAGUGCACUCGAUAAUCGGAUCUAUGGAAUUGGCCCACCACCCACUAAACCAUCAAGAUCUCCCGUACCGCCUCGUUUCGAUCCCUAUUAUGAUCCAUACGCAAGUGAUACAAGCAGUCAGGAUGCGCGCUCUGGCUCCGUGACACCAAUUAUUGAUAAGGAAGCAAGGUAUGGCAUUUAUUUUUCCAAAUCUUUUGGAUCACUCUCGAUCAACCAAUAA
Molecule: messenger RNA, 657 nt
Organism: Anisakis simplex (herring worm)
Lineage: Eukaryota; Metazoa; Nematoda; Chromadorea; Rhabditida; Anisakidae
Source: the annotation of a GenBank genome assembly